Enterobius vermicularis (human pinworm) is the source of this 291-nucleotide messenger RNA. The record is from the annotation of a GenBank genome assembly. NCBI's taxonomy places the organism in Eukaryota, Metazoa, Nematoda, Chromadorea, Rhabditida, Oxyuridae.
AUGGCCUACUUGCCAACUAAACUUGGAUGUUUUAUUCUAUUCUCUAUCGUGAUUCUGAACUUUGAAACAUCUGCCGCUGACGCCAGAAUCAUUAACGCAUACGAAAGUAUCGCUGGUGCACAACCGUUAAUGUUUCAAGAAAUUCUUGGAGUUCAUGAAGCAAAGUACCCACAAAAGAGCGAUGAGCCUGAACAGGUCUUUUUCGAUUAUUUUAAACGAGCCUUACCGGCAGUUGAUGUCAGACCUCGCUUCGGUGCUCCGCCGUGUCGCUGGAAGCUUUGUGUCAAAUAA